Molecule: messenger RNA, 3247 nt
Organism: Onychostoma macrolepis
Lineage: Eukaryota; Metazoa; Chordata; Actinopteri; Cypriniformes; Cyprinidae
Product: calcium-independent phospholipase A2-gamma-like
Exons: 9
Coding region: 234-2942 (902 amino acids)
Biological process (GO): arachidonate metabolic process
Cellular component (GO): membrane
Source: RefSeq, a predicted model, not a curated record
AUUAAAAACCACAACAGAAACAAGUGUAAACACCACAGGAAGUAAUCCAAGAGAAAACAAGCAAUAUAAGUUUUGGAAAGAAAGUUGGCAUUUAUUAAUCACCUUGAAGUCAAGUUCAGGAGAAAAGAGAGAGCGACAGACAUUCAUUCCAUGAUUCUGAUUCUGCUGCCAAUGCUCAUUCAGUCUUCAUUCAGAUCAUCUGCUUGGUCUCCGUUGUUGUUGGUACUUCACUGAUGGCUUGGUACCUCGACAAAACCCGGGUCACUCACCUGGGUUCAAAGCGACUCCGGUUACUGUACAAGAUGAAGUAUCUGCUCACAAACAUCAGAAAUGUUUCUCACCUGGUCAGGAGGCCUCAUAGGUCAUGUCAGAGUAUCAUCUGCUCCUCUCCAAGGAGAAUCCCUCUCAAAUCUCAUAGAUCAAAGAAGCCUAUCAGACUUUUUGGAGCAAUUAGCAGUAAUAUGAAAUAUGAGAAUGUAUUGGGCCUUCAGAUGUAUCGAUUAUACUCAACCUCCAGCAGAGAGACGUUCAAAGCAGAAGCUCCCAUUGGAGUUUACCAGCACAGCAGGACUACUUUUCGGCUGCACUUACUUGGACUGAGAUUAGGAGAGUCUUUUAAUCGUCUCUCCAGACACAUAAACUUGUACUUUAAUCAGAAACAGGUAUCUGUGGUAGAUUAUGGGCAAGGUGGAUUGAUGUCUGCAGUGCAAGAACCGCUAACCAGAACAUCAAGACGAGUUCAGAGAGAGAGACGCACUGGAGAGUCCAGAGACUUUAUAGGGACACCUGCCAUUGAGCAGGUCUGUGAAGCUUCCUCACAUCAACCUUUGACCUCAGCCUAUCCUGGACUACAGUUGUUCCACAUCACUUCCUUGGCAAACCGAUUUGGGGAGAGUUACAGCUAUGUGGCCAAUCACAUUAACUCUGUAUUCUCUAGAAAUCCAGCAAAGCAAAUUCAUAUGGAGGUAUCACCAGAUGAUGGGCUCAAAAGGUCUAGAAGAAGAAAGCAAAGAGUUAUUGGUAAUAAAAGUGUGCAAACUCAGCUAAACAUUAGUGUAGGUACAAGACCAGAGAUUGAUAACAAUGUAUCUAGUUCCUGGGAUGAAGGAUAUCUCCACUUUGCCCGUCACAUCAAUCGAUACUUUGGAGCAAAAGUAGCAGAUACUGUUGAGAAAUCAGCACAUACUGAGACGAACACCCUGAAGACUUCAGUCUCCCCAGAUGCUCUACAUAAACCUAAAGAUCCACUUCUUCAGCCUAAAUCCCCAGGCUUGUUCCACAUGAGCAGCCUCACCACACGCUUUGGGGAAAAUUACACUUACAUGGCCAACCACGUUAACAGGUACUUUAAAGGAUCUGCAGCUUUAGAGAAUGAGGAGGUGGAUGGAGAAUUAAACCUUUACAGAGGUUCACAUAAGUACACUGUGAUCCAGGAAAAACCAGUGUCCUUUUUUGAGUGCCUGUUGAAACCCUCAACUAUACCUGGGUUUGUGGGCAGCUACCUGGGAAUGGGCUCUUCCAGGCAUAGUGACCAGACCACAACUGUAACAAGGACCCCAGAGGAAAUUCUGGAUAAAACAGUUUUAAGGAGGAGGAAUGCAGAUGAGAUGACUAGAGUUCUACUGAAGAGACUGGAAAAGGCUAUGGUACCGUCAUCUAUCACUUCCUGUGUGGAGGAGCUGAACGCUCACCUCAUUCAGCACCCAGCGUGCAAGUCUGUGGUGUGGCAGGAAAAAGCUGCACUGCAGCUGCUUAGACGCCGCCGUACCUUUUGGAUGAAUGAAAAACUUCAAGAAGCCAUCAGGGAAACUCUCGCUCUGAUUGGUUAUGUGGAUCCGGCCAGAGGUUGCGGGGUCAGGGUGCUUUCCAUUGAUGGAGGCGGAACCAAAGGGUUAGUUCCACUACAAGUGCUCAAACAGCUGGAGGCUCAAACAGGAAAACGAGUGUAUCAACUCUUUGACUAUAUAUGUGGAGUCAGCACUGGAGCAGUUCUGGCUUUCAUGUUGGGUCUAGCUCGUAUCUCUUUAGAUGAAUGUGAAGAGCUGUAUCAUCGUUUCGGGUCAGACGUUUUUCGACAAAACCCCCUGGUUGGUACUGUGAAGAUGGGCUGGACGCACUCCUACUAUAACACAGAAACAUGGGAGAUGAUCUUAAGGGAGAAGAUGGGGGAGGAGAUUUUAAUUAAAACAGCCAGAGAUCAGCUGAGCCCAAAGGUGUCUGCCGUAAGUGCCGUAGUGAACUGGGGAAAAAGUCCGAAAGCAUUUAUCUUCCGCAACUAUAACCAUGCUCCAGGACAACUGAGCCGCUAUGCCGGAGGAUCAGGAUACCGGCUGUGGCAGGCCGUCCGGGCCUCAUCUGCUGCUCCAGGAUAUUUCCAGGAGUUCCCUCUUCAUGGCGACAUACACCAGGUCAGAACAGUCCAUUUUAGACAGCUAGUAAAAUAUACUUGUAUCCAGACCUUCUUUCCUUUCUUUUUUCUCCAGGAUGGUGGUCUUAUCCUCAAUAACCCUUGUGCUCUGGCUGUCCAUGAAAGCCGACUGCUGUGGCCCAGCCAGCCCUUCCAGUGUGUGCUGUCACUGGGAACUGGUCGCUAUGAUAGCGCUAGAAGAGGGCCUGCAACCUCCACAAGUCUGAGAGCCAAAAUCAGCAAUCUGAUCUGCAGCGCCACCGAUACCGAGGGUGUUCACACUCUAUUGGAUGACCUCUUAUCACCGAAUGUGUAUUUCCGCUUUAACCCGAUGCUGAGCUCAAACGUGACGCUAGAUGAAAGCAGGCCUGAAGUGCUUCAUCAGCUGCAGAAAGACACACAGCUGUACCUGGACCGGAACCGACCCAAACUGGAACGCCUGUGUGGAGUGCUGAUGACAGAACGCUCAGCAAUCUGGAAAACACGGGACUGGAUCGGUGGGAAAGCGUGGGAGCUGCAGCAGCGCUGGGCUUGAGUAGACUCAAGAAUUCAGUUGAAUGUAUGCAAUUAUCUGGAUGAGAACUAUAAUACAAGAACAUUAAAUUAUGUUACCGCUAUGUCCUUACUGGUUGCACAAGAUUGUGAAGGGCUAUGUUUUGACAAGUUAUAAAUCAUGUUAGAGAAGUUACAAAUCAAAUACACAGCCAUUUUAGACUGAAUGUAUUGAGCACUUGUGCCAAUGUAAAUUCUGUAUGAAUGUCGAUGUUUAUAGACUGAUGUAUUUAUUUCUUUAUUUCUGUUUUAAUUUUUCAGAUUUAUGAAAUAAAACUAAGAGCACUA